This is a messenger RNA of Diorhabda sublineata, 6162 nucleotides long. It is a transcript of the gene cac, whose product is annotated as voltage-dependent calcium channel type A subunit alpha-1. Lineage: Eukaryota; Metazoa; Arthropoda; Insecta; Coleoptera; Chrysomelidae. Gene Ontology annotation, molecular function: calcium ion binding; high voltage-gated calcium channel activity. Gene Ontology annotation, cellular component: voltage-gated calcium channel complex; membrane. Gene Ontology annotation, biological process: calcium ion import across plasma membrane; chemical synaptic transmission. Bases 409 to 5988 code for a protein of 1859 amino acids. The record is from RefSeq and is a predicted model, not a curated record. The transcript is spliced from 35 exons.
AGUCCUGCGCUUCCUGCGACGCCCUGCUACAAAAUCCUCGUCGACGUCACGCGAUUCCUGUCGAAAGCAGGCCGAGGUGCAAAGUGCGCUAAACGGGUGCGGAUGUUUUCAUGAAUGUCGAGUUCGGGGAAAAAAUAGCAGGAAAUCGAUUCUGUAGCCAGAAUUUUCGUACUAUGUGUAGUUGUUAAUAUGAAGUGCAAGUUAUUGGAUCCGUCGUAAUGGCUACAAGGCGCAAUUCCGGCGUUAAAAUUCCUAAAAAGACGUGUACCUCCACAUAGGAACACAAAAUGGAGGCAUGUUUUUAUGAACACGCAUUGACAGACACGGUUGGCCACCGCGGAAGAGGCUUUGUCGGCUCAGGCGGUGCAGUGGCAGAAGGCGGGGGCCGCCAGAGGAACAGGUGAUAGAAUGGGAGGUGCCAGCGCAGCUGGAUCUGGACAGGGGCCCUCCUCACUUUUUCUUUUUUCAGAGGAAAACCCCAUACGCAGAUAUACGCGCUUCAUCAUCGAGUGGCCUCCUUUCGAAUAUGCUGUGCUUCUGACAAUCAUAGCUAACUGUGUCGUAUUAGCAUUGGAGGAGCAUCUGCCUUUUCACGACAAAACCAUGUUGGCCCAAAAACUUGAGAAAACAGAAAAUUAUUUCCUCGGUAUAUUUUGUGUUGAAGCUUCAUUAAAAAUUCUGGCUUUGGGUUUUGUGCUCCAUAGAGGUUCCUAUUUAAGGAACGUCUGGAACAUCAUGGAUUUUUUCGUCGUGUUGACUGGGUUAUUAACGUCGAUUCCUCAAGAUUACAUCGAUUUGGAUCCCCGCGCGUUGCGGGCUAUUCGAGUGCUUAGACCGCUGAAGCUAGUCUCUGGCAUUCCUAGCCUGCAGGUAGUUUUGAAGUCUAUCAUCAAGGCUAUGGCACCAUUACUUCAAAUCGGACUUUUGGUAUUGUUCGCCAUUGUUAUUUUUGCCAUAAUAGGAUUGGAGUUCUAUUCCGGUGCCUUGCAUAAAACUUGUUAUAGCCUGUACAACAUAGAGGAAAUUGUUAAAGAGGGGGAUGAAGAAGUACCUUGUAAUACUGACAAUGAAACUCAAGCAAGACUCCAAGGAAGUAAUUGGUGUAGAGAUGGUAAUUCAGUAUGUUUGGAACGUUGGCAGGGACCUAAUAAUGGUAUAACGUCUUUUGAUAAUAUUGGAUUCGCCAUGUUGACUGUGUUCCAAUGUAUUACUAUGGAAGGAUGGACUGCCAUAUUGUAUUGGAUGAAUGAUGCAAUUGGUAGUAUGUUUAACUGGAUCUACUUUGUUCCACUCAUUGUUUUGGGGUCAUUUUUUAUGUUAAAUCUAGUUCUUGGUGUUCUCAGUGGUGAAUUUGCCAGAGAACGAGAAAAAGUAGAAAAUCGCCAAGAAUUUUUAAAAUUAAGACGAGCUGCACAGUUAGAAAGAGAAUUGAACGGUUACGUUCAAUGGAUAUGUAAAGCAGAAGAGGUAAUAUUAGCCGAGGAAAGGACUACAGAAGAAGAAAAGUUACAUAUAAUGGAAGCACGGAGAAGGGCUGCUAGAAAAAAGAAAUUGAAGAGUAUGGGAAAAAGUAAAAGUACAGAUACUGAAGAGGAACAGGAAGAAGAUGAAAUAGGCGAUGAUGUUUUGUUAGCAGGUUAUGGUAAAUCUUCUUAUUUGAAGUCGAGAGUAAAAGGACAAACUGGCUGUGCAAGAUUUUGGAGAGCAGAAAAGAGAUUUCGAUUCUGCAUUCGACACGUGAUCAAAACGCAGUGGUUUUACUGGUGUGUGAUCGUGUUGGUGUUGUUCAACACAAUUUGCGUUGCUGUAGAGUUCCACGGACAACCACAGUGGCUCACAAAUUUUUUAUAUUAUACCGAAUUCAUUUUCUUGGGUCUAUUUAUGACGGAAAUGUUCAUAAAAAUGUAUGCCUUGGGACCAAGAAUUUAUUUCGAGUCAGCCUUCAACCGAUUCGAUUGUGUAGUGAUAACGGGUUCCAUUUUCGAAGUUAUAUGGUCAGAACUGAAAGGUGGUUCGUUCGGGUUAUCAGUGCUGAGAGCUCUGAGGCUCCUGAGGAUAUUUAAAGUGACGAAGUAUUGGUCAUCGCUGCGCAAUCUUGUUAUAUCGUUGCUCAAUUCAAUGCGAUCGAUUAUUUCGUUGCUGUUCCUUCUGUUCUUGUUCAUUCUCAUUUUCGCGUUACUGGGAAUGCAGCUUUUCGGAGGACAAUUCAACUUCGAAUCGGGAACUCCCAAUGCCAACUUUAAUACGUUUCCUAUUGCGUUAUUGACUGUGUUCCAGAUAUUGACUGGUGAAGACUGGAACGAGGUCAUGUAUAAUGGUAUAAACGCUCUUGGCGGUCCGAACGUUGCCAUGAUUUAUUCACUUUAUUUCAUUGUUCUUAUGCUUUUCGGUAACUAUACGCUCCUCAACGUUUUUCUUGCUAUCGCCGUCGACAACUUGGCGAACGCCCAAGAGUUGACGGCGGCCGAAGAAGAGCAAGCCGAAGAAAAUAAAGAGAAGCAAGCUCUGGAACUAGAAAAGGAAAUGGAGGCCUUACAAAUGGAAGGAGGUCUCAAGAUGGAUGCAGGCCUUUCUAGUCCCGUCAAAUCCAGGAAAAAAGUUGAGGAAAAAGCCGAAGAGGAAGAAAUUGUCGGUCCGAAACCUAUGCUGCCGUAUUCUAGCAUGUUUAUUCUUUCUUCAACUAAUCCAGUGAGGAGAGGUGCCCAUUGGGUAGUUAAUCUACGUUAUUUCGAUUUUUUCAUUAUGAUCGUAAUUUGUCUCAGUUCUAUUGCACUUGCAUGUGAAGAUCCCGUGGAUGAAAAUGCCUUCCGUAACGUUAUUCUCGAUAAAUUCGAUUAUGCUUUCACCAGCGUUUUCGCCGUGGAAAUGUUGCUGAAAGUCAUCGAUUUAGGCAUUAUACUCCACCCUGGUUCUUAUCUCAGGGAAGUCUGGAAUAUUAUGGAUGCUGUAGUCGUUAUUUGUGCACUAGUCUCCAUGGGCUUUGAUUUUGCAAAGCGUCCAGAAGCUGCCAACUUGUCUACCAUCAAAUCUCUGCGAGUGUUACGUGUUCUCAGACCAUUAAAAACAAUUAAAAGAGUGCCGAAACUUAAGGCAGUAUUUGACUGCUUAGUGAACUCCUUGAAAAAUGUGAUAAAUAUUCUUAUAGUGUAUAUAUUGUUCCAAUUCAUAUUUGCUGUGAUUGCCGUUCAGUUGUUCAACGGAAAAUUUUUCUACUGUACAGAUGCUAGUAAAUUUACCGCAGUGACCUGCAAAGGUCAAUAUUUUGUAUAUGAAGAAGACAGCGAUGUGCCUAAGGUGCAAAAUCGAGAAUGGUUGCCUCAGAAGUUUCAUUAUGAUAACGUUCCCAUGGCAAUGUUAACGCUGUUCGCUGUACAAACCGGGGAAGGAUGGCCUCAGAUUCUGCAAAACUCUAUGGCUGCCACUUACGAGGAUCAAGGCCCAAUUCAGAAUUUCCGAAUAGAGAUAUCCAUUUUCUAUAUUGUAUAUUUCGUAGUGUUUCCAUUCUUCUUUGUAAAUAUAUUCGUGGCCUUGAUCAUCAUCACAUUCCAAGAACAGGGUGAAGCAGAACUUCAAAGUGGAGAAAUUGACAAGAACCAGAAAUCUUGUAUCGAUUUCACUAUUCAAGCCAGACCACUGGAACGGUAUAUGCCGAGCAAAAGGAGCAGCUUCAAAUACAAAAUAUGGAGAAUUGUUGUUUCAACUCCCUUUGAAUAUUUUAUCAUGAUGUUAAUCGUAUUUAACACGCUCUUACUGAUGAUGAAGUAUGACAAGCAAGGCGAAACCUACACCAGUACAUUAAAGUACCUCAACUGGGGAUUUACGGGAAUGUUCACUGUGGAAUGUAUCCUGAAGAUUCUCGCUUUCGGCGUAAGGAAUUUCUUCAAAGACCCUUGGAAUACGUUCGAUUUCGUUACCGUAAUUGGUAGCAUCGUAGACGCAAUGGUUGUGGAAUUCGGAGAAAGAGCGGCCCAAAUGCAGAAGGAGAGGAAAACGAAACUUGAUCUUGAUGCUGCUAUAGGCAAGUGGAUGCAGGAAAAUUUCAUAAACGUUGGUUUUUUGAGAUUAUUCCGAGCCGCUAGGUUGAUAAAACUACUACGUCAAGGAUAUACAAUAAGAAUACUGCUAUGGACGUUUGUUCAAAGUUUCAAGGCACUUCCUUAUGUUUGUGGACUCAUCGCCAUGCUCUUCUUCAUUUAUGCUAUCAUUGGAAUGCAAGUUUUCGGCAAUAUUGAAGUUUCUCCAGAAACAUCUAUAGAUAGACAUAACAAUUUCCGUAAUUUUAUUCAAGGACUCAUGCUCUUAUUCAGAUGUGCCACGGGUGAAAAUUGGCCAAGCAUAAUGCUGUCGUGUAUAAAAGGAAGAAAAUGUGAUUCGAACUCUGGAAAAUCUGGAGAACAGUGCGGUCAUAAUAUAGCUUAUGCCUAUUUUGUAUCGUUUAUAUUUUUCUGUUCUUUCUUGAUGUUGAAUUUAUUCGUCGCUGUAAUUAUGGACAAUUUUGAUUAUUUGACACGGGAUCCUUCCAUAUUAGGUGCUCAUCACUUGGAUGAAUUCGUUAGAAUAUGGGCAGAAUAUGAUCCAAACGCCACUGGUAAAAUUCACUACACUGAAAUGUACGAUAUGCUUAAAAACAUGGAUCCACCACUGGGCUUUGGAAAUAAGUGCCCUAAUAGAUUAGCAUAUAAAAAACUGAUUAGAAUGAACAUGCCAGUGGAUAACGAUGGAAAAGUGAAUUUUACUUCGACUUUCUUUGCUCUCGUCAGGGAAAAUCUUAGCAUCAAAAUGAGGACAGCUGAUGAAAUGGACCAGGCUGAUGCAGAGUUGAAAGAGACAAUCAAAAACAUCUGGCCAAUACAAGCUAAAAAUAUGGUAGAACUUCUAGUGCCACCCAACGAUCAACUUAACGCCGGUAAAUUAACUGUUGGUAAAAUAUAUGCAGGUUUGCUCAUUUUAGAAAGUUGGCGGAGCACUAGAUUCGGACAAGUGGAGCCUACUGGUAUACCGGGAUUUGGAAACAGUCCUUCAGCCAAUACCGCGGCAAUGGAAUUUCAGGAUAUCAUCGGAGGGUCUCGGAGACCGUCUUGUGAUAGUGGUGGAGAACAGGCUUUAUUGCGUCCUGGAAGUUUCAUCAAUCAUCACAGAAGAAGUCCAACUAAUCGGCAAAAUUCGCCAUCGUACCAAAGAAGUCCGUCACCUCUUAGAAGAUAUCCUCGUCAUUUGCAUCAUGAUAUUGGAUUUUCCGACACUGUUUCUAACGUAGUGGAAAUUGUGAAACAGGAACAUCAAAUGGCAUCUCAAAGGCAUCGAUUUCCAAGAGGAUCUUGGUCGGCUUCGACGAGUCCAACACGAUCCCCGUCACCGUCGGCAGGACGACAUAAUCCUAAAUUUGGCGGGUUUAACUUUUCGAGGAAAAUGGAUUACGGAACCACCAGUCUAUGUCAAAGAUCCAGAUCGCCUAGUCCUACAAAUUCAUCAUUACCACAUCAUCAAGGUCCACCGUUUAUUGCUGGUGCUGUGGUAGGUAUACCGAUGCAGAAGUCUGCAGCUCAUCAAGGCAAUGUACAACACAGUCAUCCGGUUUUGGGCGGUCGGAAGGGUCAAGGAAGAAGACUACCUCCAACACCUUGCAAACCUUCCACGCUACAAUUACGACCGGGAUCAAUAAAUUUUCCGAAACUUAAUGCAUCUCCCACACAUCAACAUUUUCAAUCUCAUUCGGCGCACGUAACUCCACAUAAUCACCCACACACUUUUCCGUUGGAUCGAGAACCUCUUAGAGAAAUUUCGCCUCCGGAGACAACUAAUAUUAACAAUGUGAAUAUAAGCAUGAAUCCUGGUGUUAGAGACUCCAAUCAAACACCUCUAAGUUUCGAACAAGCUGUAGCGAUGGGAAGGGGCGGCAGAGUGCUACCUAGUCCACUACCAAACGGGUAUAAGCCGAAGCCAACUGGAUCUGGACAUUCUGAAUCAGACGAAGAUGACUGGUGCUAGCAUUUGCUUAAUACUCCAUGAGAGUAUUUACUAUUAAUCAGUGUUUUUAUAUAAAAGAGACUUUAACAAAUUAUUAUUAUACCUAUUAUUAUUACCAUUAUUAUUAUUAUUACAUUAGGAGUAAUCUGUUUUUAAACUUUCUGUGUACAGCUGGGUCACGUUAGAUUAUUGUAA